GUUAUCGAAGGACUGGAUCACCUGACGUCAUCACAUAGCUCCAGGAAGAUUGCUGACUGGUCGUUAUCACUGGUUCCAGAUCGGCUAACAGAACGCAAUAUUUAAAGUUUAGCUGUAGCUAGCUACUCCAAAAUAAUAAGUAAAGGCGACUCGGUCAGUUUUGGUACGUGGUUUCGCGCACGUCCGAAUGAGUGGAGGGACUGCGCGUGUUCUAUUGACAGUCUUAUGCAAGCCACCCUGCACAUAGGCACGAUGUCCGAAGCUGCUGCUGUAGCAGAGAACAACGGAGACUCUGGACUAAAUGGGUCCUGGGUGGAGCUGGAGAUGAACAGAGCUGCGGCCGCUGCUGCAUCAGAGUUGUCCCCGCCUGCCUCCACUGUGGGCCAGCCUCUGGGUCUGCUUCCCCUGCCUCAGGUGGAGGAGGAGGUGGAGGCCAUGGUGGGGGGCUUAGAGCAUGUGCCCUCCUCAUCCUCAAUCCAUAACGGAGACAUGGAGAGGAUUCUGCUGGAUGCACAGCAUGAGUCUAGCCGUAGCAACUCUUCCUGUGACAGUCCCCCUCGGCCUCACAGUCCCCAGGAGGAUGUUCAUGAUGGACAGAUUAUCUUUGACGUGGACACGAGCAGCAGAAGAGACAGCCAAUCGGAGGAGGAUGUCCUGGAGAAAGAGAGAGACAUGGACAUACUAAUGAAGGACUCCGACUGGGUAGCAGACUGGUCCAGUCGGCCUGAGAACAUUCCCCCUAAAGAGUUCCAUUUUCGCCACCCUCGGCGUUCCGAUACACUCAGCAUGAGGAAGACUGGGGUGAUGAAGAAAGGGGGUGUCUUCUCUGCGGAGUUCCUCAAAGUGUUCAUCCCUUCAUUGUUGCUGUCGCACAUUCUGGUGCUGGGGCUUGGGUAAGAGCACCCCGGGGACAUUCUGGUGCUGGUACUGGGGGUAUACAUUGGGAAGAGGUUGACCACACCCCCUACCAGCUCUUUCUGAGAAUUUAGCUGAAGAAGUGCCUGAGGAUUGGCAGUGAUUUAAAAUGUGGCUGUUGUGCGGAGAAUGCCCCACUAUUCUCAUACUAUCCCUCUCCCUCCCUCCACUUCCCCUCCUUGUCCCAUUCUGCUUUGUCCCGCCUCCUAAAGCAUGUCCUCUUCCAUGCUCAAAUGAGCUGUGUUCUGUUCUCAGGACAAAUGAGUUGCCUUUUCUUCUAAACCCCAGCACCUUUAUCCUCUAUCCCCAUCUCUCUUCCUCUCCCAUUUGUAUUAGCUUUUCAAGGAAAAAGAAAGGUCAUUUUCCCUUUUCCCCCUAUUUGUGUGUAAUUGUGUAUAAUGGGUGGGGGUUUUUUUGGUAGGGGGGCAAAGCAUAAAACCAAACCAAACUCUUCUACACACUUGGUCCAGUACUCUGUAGUUGCCUCGUACAAGAGAGAGAGAGAGCUGUCUGCACCACAGAUUUAGAAGGUAGAAGUAGCUCCUGAUUGUGCCACCUGUAACAGUGGUUGGGUUAUACUCUUAAGCCUGAAUGGGCCAUAGGAAAGAAACUAACCUGAAAAUGUGAGCAUGCCUUUAAGAGUAAUCAUUUUGUUUAGAACUAUAGAUGUUAGGUAAUAUUUUUACAUUUUAUUUUUCACCAGUGGUGUGUUCAUAAUGAAGCUUGAGUUUUGAUUUAAGAAGGGUGUUACUAUUGUGGGAGCGUUUCAAACCCACAAACCACCAGAUGUUGUGCCCUGGAGGGAGUCUGCUUGGCCUGGCAGGUGAGAAGUGUAUGAGACCUGAAGUAUCAGAGAUGUAUCUAUGUCAUAUAUAUAUAUAGCGUUUAUCCUGUUGUUAAUCAUCAUAUAAAUGCCUGUCUUCAAUUGCGUUUUAUCAUUUUUAAAUCUGAGAUAAAUGACUGGAAAAAGGCUGGUAUCCCUCAUUAAAUGUUUUGUUGGUGGCCAUUGAGUAGCCACUCUAUGGUGUCCUGAUUGAGAUGAGGUGUGUUACUUCUGGAAUGUGUCAUUGUUUUGUUUUUGUCGAGUUCACCACAACAUAUCAUGGGCCCAGUUAUUUAGCCCUGGUUCAAUGGGGUAGACCUCUGAUUUACCUGCAAAAGUGUGACAUUUCAUCUUUUAAACUUGACCAGCAUGCAUGUAUACAUACAUACAGACGAGAACAGGCUCUUGUGGCUUCUUGGUCCAGUUGGUCAAGAACUGAUAGGUCGAGCUUUCAUAGAGUCCAGUGGCAGACUAGUUUGUGGACUGCAGUAUUUCUAUGUUGGGAGUUUAGAUUCACAAUUGUACCAACACUUCACCAUUGAAUAUUGCUUACAUAAAUACCUAUUAAAUUGUUUUCAGUUUACUUCCCUGUAUAAAACUGCAAGAAGUGAGCCUCAGCUCUUCUCAGUAAUUAUGUGCCUCAUCUCUGUUCCCCAGCCUCCAUUGUAAUUCUGUUCUCACUGUCUUUCUAUGAGCAGACAGCGUGAGGCUACUCUACAGACUCUACCAGAUGUUACUUUAUGGCUUGUUUUGGGUUUGUUUCAGUGAGUUUUAUUGUCUGGAUUGUUGUGACAUUGGAGUCGGAAUGCAUAGAAUAAGAGUGAUAGCUAUCAUGCGAUAGAAGUCAUUAGGAAUUUAAGGAACAUUAUGUUUUCACUACAGUUCCAAUUAGUAUAUAAGAAAGAUACUUUGCAGGGCCCAAAGUGAAAAGGAAAGUGUUCCCCUCAGACUGCUUUGGUAACUAUAAUUAUUGUAAUCAUACACAUCCUUUUGAUUUCACUUAAUGUUUUUUUCCCUCAUUGGAAAAUGGAAUAAAGAAAAUGUGACAAAG
This is a messenger RNA of Esox lucius (northern pike), 2789 nucleotides long. It is a transcript of the gene bnip3lb, whose product is annotated as BCL2 interacting protein 3 like b. Gene Ontology annotation, cellular component: mitochondrial envelope; nucleus; mitochondrial outer membrane. Gene Ontology annotation, biological process: positive regulation of apoptotic process; defense response to virus; mitochondrial outer membrane permeabilization. The transcript is spliced from 6 exons. Bases 226 to 897 code for a protein of 223 amino acids. NCBI's taxonomy places the organism in Eukaryota, Metazoa, Chordata, Actinopteri, Esociformes, Esocidae. The record is from RefSeq and is a predicted model, not a curated record.